Molecule: messenger RNA, 279 nt
Organism: Strongylus vulgaris
Lineage: Eukaryota; Metazoa; Nematoda; Chromadorea; Rhabditida; Strongylidae
Source: the annotation of a GenBank genome assembly
AUGGAAAAAACAUAUUCAAAGGAAACCAUUUUUACAGGUUGUAUAGAUAUAUCACAGGGUGGCCCUGUCGCUGGACACUCCGGUAGCGGCUGUCAAGAAGUGGUCUUUGAUUUUGAAAAUAAUGUUGUUAUCGCAUAUAUCACUAAUGGAUUGAAGAUCGGGAUGUACGAUGGUUGUCGCCCAUAUGCGCGAUUACAAAAAGCUGUUUAUGACGUAGUUGGAAUAUGUUUGUUCGGCAAAAUAAUUGCAAAUGGAUCAAAACCUGAUUUCAUUAAUUGA